AUUUGAUAAUUUUUAGUUUUAUUUUAUUUGAAUUUAAACUUUGAAAACACGACCGAGCUUGAGCUUUAGGAGGAAGACCUGGACUUCCAAAGCAAUAAACUUAUCCGGGAAAUCACUAACCUACGCUGUUAUCAAAACCUACAAAAAUUAAAGCUCAAAGAUGUCCUCACCUUUUUGUUUCACUACUCUUGUUCUUUCUUAUGUUUUGAUUGCAUUCGUGGUUGUCAUUGUUCCAACUUUGGGUACUGGUUCAACCAGAUUGCCCACAACAUCCUCCCUAGAGAUGGAAGCAGAAGCUCUCCUCCGUACUGGUUGGUGGGAUGGGUACGUCAAUCGCACUUCAGAACAUUGCAACUGGCCAGGUAUAUCAUGCAAUGAAGCUGGGAGGGUCAUUCAAAUUUAUAGUACAAGGCUAGCGGUUAGUGGAAGCAUCUCGCCUGAAAUAGGAGCUUUAUCUUCACUCUUGUGCCUUGAUCUUCCUCACAAUGCUCUAGUAGGUGAGUUACCUCCAUCUCUCGGAAAACUUACACUCUUAGAAAAGCUCGACCUUUCCGGUAACUCUAUUAACGGUUCUAUCCCCCUAGACUGGGGAAACAUGAAGAGGUUGAAACAGUUGGACCUAUCCAAUAACCAAAUUCGUGGUCCUAUCCCUCCUACCUUGGCCAACUUAACCAAUUUAAAAAUGUUGAACUUAUCCAAAAACCAAAUUAUUGGUCCUGUCCCUUCUACAUUAGGCAACUUAACCAAUUUGGAAUUGUUGGACUUAUCCUUUAAUCAAAUCACUGGGGCAAUUCCUCGUGAAAUUGGAAACCUAAAGAAUUUGUCUGAAUUGAAACUAAGUAAAAACAAGCUCAAUGGUUCGAUCCCUUUGUCAAUAUUUAAUUUAUCCAGAUUGAGCCUUUUCUAUCUUGAUUCCAAUCUUUUAGAAGGUCCCUUACCACAAGAAAUGGAGAAUUUGAAAGCUUUAAGUUUCCUUGACCUCUCCAGUAACAAAUUGAUUGGACCUAUUCCAUCUCAAAUUGGAAAUUGCUCAGUGUUAGAAGGAUUGUAUUUGAGUAACAAUCAUAUAACUGGAAGCAUUCCCUUUGAAGUCUUCACUUGCCCUCAUCAUACUCUUGAUCUCAGUCAUAACUUCAUCGAGGGAGAAAUACCGCAUCACUUUCAUAACGAUCUUUACUUGAACGAUUUGGACCUUAGCCACAACAAUCUAACAGGCAUGAUUCCUGAAUCUUUUUGGUUCUUGGAAACUCUCAAUCUGUCCUAUAAUUCUCUAGAGGGACCUAUUCCAGAAUACUUGAGUUAUAGGUUUUCAUCUGAUUCAUUUUGGGGAAACAAGUAUUUAUGUGGAAACCUACCAGAUUUCUCUCCUUGCCCUUCUAAAUCAAGCAACAAGCUAAAAAUUGUUGAAAUCAUUCUUCCAGUUCUCUUUUUUUUGGCCUUCAUGGCUUUAGGAGUUUUACUCUUCCUUAGAUCCAGAGCCAAAGAUAACAUUCCUGAACCAAAUGUCACAAAAAAUGGAGAUUUAUUCUCAAUCUUGAACUUUGAUGGAAGAAUUGCAUUUGAAGAUAUCAUUGAGGCGACCAACGACUUUGACAUCCGAUACUGUAUUGGGACUGGAGGUUACGGUAGUGUUUAUAGAGCGCAGUUACCAAGUGGAAAGAUUGUUGCCUUGAAGAAACUUCAUCGUAGAGAAGCAGAGGUCCUAGCUUUUGACAAGAGUUUCAAGAAUGAGGCAAAAAUAUUAUCAGAAAUACGACACAAGAACAUAGUGAAGCUUCAUGGAUUUUGUCUCCAUAAUCGUUGCAUGUUUUUGAUUUACGAAUACAUGGCUCGAGGGAGCUUAUUUUGUGUUCUCGCCUAUGAUAACGAAGCAAUGGAGCUGGAUUGGAUCAAAAGAGUGAAGAUAAUCAAAGAUACAGCAUGUGCUUUAUCUUAUCUGCAUCAUGAUUGCCACCCACCAAUAGUUCAUCGAGACAUAUCAAGCAAUAACAUUUUAUUGAACUCCAAUCUUGAAGCCUGUGUCUCGGAUUUUGGCACAGCUAGACUCAUUGAUCCUGAUUCGUCUAAUCAAACAAUGCUUGUUGGCACCUACGGUUAUAUUGCACCAGGUCAAGUUUAUAAACUUUGAGUCUGUUUUUGUUUUGUUAUUCUACUUUGGGUUGUAAGUAUGCCUUGUAGGUAUUGAAAACUAGACCCCGAUUCUUAGACCAUAAUGAAAAUUGGCAUAUUAGCUAUUUUUCAAAUGCUUGUGGUUAAAGAUUAGCAACAGUUUAUGCAUAUAGUGCCAUGAAUUAUCAAGUGCUCAAGUUCUUUUGUUAUAAAGACUGCAGAUUUUUUAUUUUUUACAUGAUUUUAACGAUUAUAUUUUAAUUGCGUUUCUUUUGUUGUUAAAUGCAGAACUUGCUUAUACUAUGGUUGUAACUGAAAAAUGCGAUGUCUAUAGUUUUGGAGUAUUGGCACUUGAAACACUCAUGGGAAAGCAUCCUUGUGAACUCUUGGUAUCACUAUCGGCAUCAUUUUCCAAGAAUAUAAUGUUAAGUGAUAUUUUAGAUCCACGUUUAUCGCUUCCAAGCGAUCGAAGAGUUGCAAAGGAUAUUGUUUUUGCUGCAACAGUGGCCUUUGCUUGCUUAAGGUCGAACCCAAAGUUCCGACCAACAAUGAAGUGUGCGUCUCAAGAAUUUCGUUCCCGGAAAAGACCAGUGGCAGAUCGUCUCCAAGCUAUCUCUCUGCUGCAACUCAAGGAGCAUGAUCUGUAUAUGGAUGAUGAAGCCAAAAUUCAAUCUCAGAAGUCAGGGGAAAUUGUUGAACUCCAUGCUAGUUCUUCAACUUGAUUUUCAUGUGUAGCAUUAUUUGAUCUCUUCACUUCCAGUCUUUCCAUGCAAUAUCGGAUGCUUGGGGUUUGGUUUUGCAGAUCUAUGAUUAUCAAUAAUUCUAGUGAUUUAGAAACCAUUUCUUAUUAUUCAGUACUAUAACUGAAUUAAAUAAAACACUAUAACUGAUUUAUCUAUAAUGGUGUAAUUCAUUUUGUAAUUUGAUUAUUAUUUGAUGAAUUAAAUAAAUAUUAGUUAUGUUGAUCGAAA
Molecule: messenger RNA, 3080 nt
Organism: Gossypium arboreum
Lineage: Eukaryota; Viridiplantae; Streptophyta; Magnoliopsida; Malvales; Malvaceae
Product: probable leucine-rich repeat receptor-like protein kinase At1g35710
Exons: 1
Coding region: 161-2128 (655 amino acids)
Biological process (GO): protein phosphorylation
Molecular function (GO): ATP binding; protein kinase activity; receptor serine/threonine kinase binding
Source: RefSeq, a predicted model, not a curated record